AUGACUGGAACCAAAAAGGAAGCGGCGCCGCGCGGCGACUUUUGGGACAGGGUGGUGAUCAAAAGCGCGGACGACAACCGCUCCGGCGAGGGGAUGACACGCGGCGAGAUGCUCAAUAAUGCCAGCAUCCUCGUGCUUGCGGGCUCCGAGACCAGCGCCACCACCCUCUGUGGCAUGACAUACUUCCUGCUCCGCUACCCCGCCACGUAUCGUCGCCUUGUCGCCGAGAUCCGCGCCGCUUUCGCCGCGCGCGACGAGAUCACCAUAGUCUCCAUCGGGCACUUGCCGUACCUCAACGCCGUCUUUCAAGAGACCCUGCGACUUUACCCCCCGGUGCCGACACAUAGCCAGCGAGUCCCGCCCCAGGGCGGGGCUACGGUGUGCGGGCAAUGGAUCCCAGAGAAUACCAGCGUCGGCAUCUCCAUGAUGGGUGCCUGUCUGGAUCCGAAGAACUUCCACCGCGAGCGGGAAUUCUGCCCCGAGCGCUGGCUUGACGACGCCCCGGCCGAGUUCCGUGACGACAAAAAGGCCGUCUACCAACCAUGGAGCAUGGGCACACGCAACUGUCUUGGGCGCAAUCUCGCGCGCGCGGAGAUCCGACUAAUCAUGGCCAAUCUCCUGUGGACCUUCGAUCUGGAAUUGCACCAAAGCUGCAUGGGAAAGGGCGAGUGGCUGGACCAGAAGAUCUGGGGGGUUUGGUUCAAGAAGCCUCUCUGGGUGUCGUUGCGUCUAGCUCGAGAGAAGGAUUGA
This is a messenger RNA of Penicillium expansum, 750 nucleotides long. Its product is annotated as Cytochrome P450, E-class, group I. Lineage: Eukaryota; Fungi; Ascomycota; Eurotiomycetes; Eurotiales; Aspergillaceae. Bases 1 to 750 code for a protein of 249 amino acids. Gene Ontology annotation, molecular function: iron ion binding; heme binding; monooxygenase activity. The record is from RefSeq and is a predicted model, not a curated record. The transcript has 2 exons.